Cryptosporidium ubiquitum is the source of this 633-nucleotide messenger RNA. RefSeq lists its product as uncharacterized. The record is from RefSeq and is a predicted model, not a curated record. Bases 1 to 633 code for a protein of 210 amino acids. The transcript has a single exon. NCBI's taxonomy places the organism in Eukaryota, Apicomplexa, Conoidasida, Eucoccidiorida, Cryptosporidiidae.
AUGGAGUAUUCCCAUAGAUAUAACCAAGGAAUUAUGAAUGCUAGACGCCAUUAUAAUAUAAUAUUAUCUCAUAUUGAAUGUUUAAUUGAAAAAAAUAAAUUUUUAGAAUACGCGUUUGGAAUUAGUUUUUCAGAAAUACCUGUAACAUUUAACGAAAGAAUAACUAAUAUUGUUGCAUACAAAAAGAUGUUACACUGUUUAGAGACCGUUAAAUAUCAAAUAAGUGAUAAUAAAGAACUUAAAGAUGAGCACUUCGAAAGAAUUGAAAUAUUAAAGUUAAAAUUAGAAAACAAACUAAAUAUGGUAAUAUUAGAAAAUGAAAACCGGCUUGAAAAUAUGAACAAAAAUCUAUACUCACAGUUAAAAUCAGAAACCACUAGAGAUGAAAUUUUUGAAAAUAACUUGACCACAUUUGUUGCAAAAAAUUAUUUGGAUCAAUCGGUAGCCACUACAAAAGAUAAUAUGGAACAAGAAACUAUAGAUUAUUACAGGUUUGAUAAAAAAACGAUAAAUGAUCAAUUUAAAGACGAAUUGGUUGAACUAGCUGAAGCAAUGAAGUAUUCUGCUUUCAAAUUUCAAGAACUACUUGGAAAAGAAAGAAAAGUAAGUUUUAAAGAAAGAAAAAAAAAUUGA